AUGGAGUUCGAUCUGUCCGCAGCCCUGGAGUCCACUUCCAAGAAACCCGACGGGGCAGGCCAGGGGGAGAAACCCAAACACAGUCCCCACAACGUGCACGGCCCAUCAAUGGCAGGAGCAGCUGCUAAUCCCAGGCACGACCACGGCAGCUCUUCUGACUCCAGCAGCAGCAGCAGCAGCUCCAGCGACUCAGACACGGAAGGGAAGCUCCAUGCCACGGGGUCACACCUGCAGGCAAGUGCCCCAGGCCAGGCCAAGAAGCCCAAGGUGAAGAAGAAGAAGGAGGAGAAGGGGAAGAAGGCGGAGAAGGGG
Trichechus manatus latirostris (Florida manatee) is the source of this 312-nucleotide messenger RNA. RefSeq names its product chromosome unknown C19orf33 homolog (gene CUNH19orf33). The annotation marks the transcript as partial. Lineage: Eukaryota; Metazoa; Chordata; Mammalia; Sirenia; Trichechidae. Gene Ontology annotation, cellular component: nucleus. The transcript has 4 exons. The record is from RefSeq and is a predicted model, not a curated record.